Messenger RNA from Nematostella vectensis (starlet sea anemone), 1185 nucleotides. RefSeq names its product proteasome subunit beta type-4. The coding region runs from base 10 to 825 and encodes 271 amino acids. The transcript is spliced from 9 exons. Gene Ontology annotation, cellular component: proteasome core complex. Lineage: Eukaryota; Metazoa; Cnidaria; Anthozoa; Actiniaria; Edwardsiidae. The record is from RefSeq and is a predicted model, not a curated record.
CAAAGCUACAUGGGAAUGACUCAGGACUUUUACAAAAUGGCGGCCUACCACUCGUGUUCUCUGUCAAACUUUGAUGGACCUUUAUGGAGUAAUGGCCCCAGUCCUGGUGGGUUUUACCAUUUCCCAGGCGGUCAGAGCCAUUCUCACGUUGAACCUGUAAAACGAACUAUGUACCCUACGACUACUGGUACAUCUGUACUUGGCAUUAAGUUCAAUGGUGGAGUUCUUAUGGCUGCUGAUACACUCGGUUCCUAUGGUUCUCUUGCUAGAUAUCGCAACAUUUCACGUUUAAUGAGAGUAAAUGAGAACACAAUUAUCGGCGCUGCUGGUGACUAUGCUGACUUUCAGUACAUCAAGUCGGUUUUGGAGCAAAAAGUAAUUGAUGAUGCUUGUCUUGCUGAUGGCCAUGGCUACACUCCUAAGUCCAUCUUCUCUUGGCUCACUAGGACCAUGUAUUACAGGAGAACAAAAUUUGAUCCUCUCUGGAACCAGAUCAUUGUUGGUGGCAUUGAAAAAGGAGAAAGUUUCUUGGGUUUUGUUGACAAGAUUGGCAUUGCAUAUGAAGCACCAACCCUUGCCUCUGGAUUUGGAGCUUAUUUGGCCCAGCCUCUUCUGCGUGACGCAUAUGAGAAAAUCCCUAACAUGAGUGAAGAAGAGGCCAGGAAAUUACUUGUCGAGUGUCUCAAAGUGCUGUUCUACAGAGAUGGGCGCUCACUCAACAGGUUUGAAAUUGCUGUGAUCACCAAGGACGGAACCAAAGUAGAAGAAGCUCAGUCUGCUGAUACCAACUGGAGCAUUGCGCCUAUGGUCAAGGGCUACGAAUGAAGACUUACUGAUUAAUAUUCUGUGAACUCUUCGUAAUAAAUUGAUUCCUAACUGCUAUGAAUGGACUUCUGGCUUCUGUCAUUCAAAUUCUAAAUUCUAAACAGAAUUACAUUCACACUGUUUGAUUGACCAACUUUUGAAAUUCCUCUCUAAGGCAAAACAUGGCAAAUAAACACCCCCUUUAUGUAAGUAUGUUGUUUAUGACCUGAUCCUAAUAGUUAUGUGCUAGUACCUACAAGAAUAACAAAAUUGAUCGACAGAAGACCACAUUUUGGAAGUUGAACAAUGAUGUAAGACUUCUCAGAAUAUUGAAAACUGCAACUUCUCUUAAUCUAUUUCAAAUAAAUAUAAGUGUUUGAA